This is a messenger RNA of Prionailurus viverrinus (fishing cat), 2227 nucleotides long. RefSeq names its product LTO1 maturation factor of ABCE1 (gene LTO1). NCBI's taxonomy places the organism in Eukaryota, Metazoa, Chordata, Mammalia, Carnivora, Felidae. The record is from RefSeq and is a predicted model, not a curated record. Bases 85 to 552 code for a protein of 155 amino acids. The transcript has 5 exons.
CGGCGGCGGCGGUGAGUGGCCCCCGGGGCGCGCGGGUGGCGGCGGCCGCCGCGCGAGGGGGCAGGGCGGGCCGGGCGCGCCGCCAUGGCCGGGAGUCAGGACGUGUUCGACGCCAUCGUGAUGGCGGACGAGAGGUUUCAUGGGGAAGGAUAUCAGGAAGGCUACGAAGAAGGCAGUAGCUUGGGUAUAAUUGAAGGAAGACGGUACGGCACGUUACAUGGAGCCAAAAUUGGGUCCGAGAUUGGAUGCUAUCAGGGGUUUGCUUUCGCUUGGCGAUGUCUCCUGCACAGUUGUGCCACCGAGAAAGACAGCAAGAAGAUGAAGGCCUUAGAAUCGUUGAUUGGAAUGAUUCAGAAGUUCCCUUACGAUGACCCUACCUAUGAUAAACUUCACGAAGACUUAGACAGAAUUAGAGGGAAAUUCAAACAGGUCUGUCCCCUGCACGUCUCUCUUCGAUUCGGAAGUGCGUUUCUCCGGCGGCUGCUUUGUUCACUACUGAAUGUUCAGCCGGACUUUAAAAUUAGUGCGGAAGGUUCUGGACUUUCAUUUUGAGGAUGACAGAUGAACAAAGACGAAACAUCAAGGAACAGAUGUCCGUAUGUUAAGUGUUUAAAAAUGUGAUUCAAGGCAAAACAAUGAUGGAGUAUUCAUUGUUCUGGGGGGAGGGAUCCAGUUCGGCCGGUGAAAGGGCUUCCUUCUCCCUGGGGGCCUCCUGUGUCGCCUCGGUGCCCCCCCCCCCCCCGCCACGGUCCCUAUACACAGGCCCGGCCUUUGUCGGGUCCUGUCCACGCUGCGGUCUGAGCCGGUCCCCCCCCCCACCGCCCCCGGGCCUCGGGAGGCCUCUCCCUUGCGGUGCAGGGUCCGCUGGCCUUGCGGCCCCCUCCAGUGGACGGGCCCGGCCGGUUCUAGACUGGGGGUGGCCCUGGCUGCGAUUCCCCCCCCGAGCCUGAAAUCAGCACUCAGAAGAACAGCUCUUUAACAGCCGAGAGCACCGUGGCUGGCCUGAUGGGAGAUGGCGGCGGCGUGCCCAGGACAGUGCCCUUCGUUGACCCGUAAGAUGUGCCAGCGCCGGGUGAUGUGCUCCCCUGUUCCGGUUAAUCCCUGCAGCGUUCCCACUUCACAGAUGUGGAGACCAAGACCCGCGGGGACUGCCCGGUCCAAGGGCGCCCGGCAAGCAGAGCUGGGGCUCCGUCCUGCGCCCGCCUGUCACCACCGUCUGGUGCCGCCUGCCCUGGAACGCGCCUUCGCAGCCAUGGAGCAGGGUCGCUGCUCUCGGGCCCGGUGUGCCCAGGUCCCCGCUGGGGAGUCCACCACGGCCGGCUGACGUGGGCACCUGGCUUGGAGCGGGUUCCGAGGGAGCCUGGACACGCUCUUCGCACGGCCUCUCUCCGCAUCGGGCUGGGGCUUGGCAGCGUUGAGCGUGGGUAAGGGGAAGAUACUUCAAGGACUAGAUGUCAGGCCACUGUCGUGCUUACGCAGAAAGUUUGGGAGCCUUACGUUGAGGACGCUGUGUUUUCUUGUCCUACGAGUUCCUUUGCCUUCUGCCCGUCCCUGGCGGGCAUCCGAAUACACCGUGAGGUCUGGAUUGCUGGAGCAGGUGACGCAAGGUCGUGGCUCCUGGGCGUCCCUCUGCCCGUGCGUCUGCUCGCCCCCGGGGGCUGGGGGGCAGGGUUGCCGGCAGGUCCCGCCUGCUCCUGUCCGCGGCAGCGUGGCCGAAAGUGACUCGCGAGAUUGAUAAGGGGUAACCGCGAAUCGUCCCGGUUUUUAAAUACGUUCCAGAGCGUCUUAGCGACGGCUGUCGUGCCGCCCGGGCCGGUGGUCGUGAGAGCCUGCCGGGAGACCCGAGGCCCGGGGCCUCGAAGGAGCGGGGCGCUGGGUGUUUUCUUUCCUCUGGUUCCGUUGCCCUGGCGAGUGUGCUGAGGACGAGAGAGGUGGCUUCAGCCGGCGAAGGUGGACACUCGGGCUCGAGCCUGGCACGCUGUCGCAGGCGGGGGCGUCACUGCGCACGUCGCUGUCUCCGCCCCAGCUGGCUUCGGGGGCGCUCGCGUGCUCGCGCACCGCCUCACGGCCGGACCCUGCGGCCACAGACACCGACCGCGGGCGUCCCUCGCCGGUGGGAUGGGGGGCUCUGGUGGUUUUCCCUGGGGGACUGUUUUCUGAGCGUUCUGUUUUGAUAACGUGUUACUGUUACAAGCGGAGAGCACAAUAAAUAGAUUGCAAAGCAGAA